AGCCCACCGUGUGCAGCACAGGCCCUGUAAGCUUGUUUCAAAGGUUGGAGAGUGCUCAGGGUCUUCCAGGCAGAGUGGAGAUGGAAGUGUCAUAAGGAAAUGACAGCUGAGCUCUAAGCUGGGUGUAAGGGGCACCUUCCUCUUUGAGUGGCUGGGAACCGGGUGCCUGUGUGACCUCGUGCUUUUUCCUUGCAGAGAUGGAUGAGGCAAUGCGGUCCUUCGCAGAGAAGGUCUUUGCCUCAGAGGUGAAAGAUGAGGAGAUCAGGCAGGAGAUCUCACCUUUUGAUGUGGAAGAGAUCUGCCCCAUCUCACUCCAGGAAAUGAGAGCACACAUGAUGCAUCAGGAGAGCUCUGCCACAACAGAAAAGCGGAAGAAGCGCCUGCUCCGCCUGAAGACGGUUGCACUGGCUGUUCCCGUGGCUCAGAAGUCGAUGACCAGAUUGUCCACUAUUGACGAGGUCAUCACCUCCCCCCCAUACCAGGCUGUGCCUGACUUCCAGCGGGUACAGAUCACAGGGGAUUACGCCUCUGGGGUGACAGUUGAAGAUUUUGAAGUUGUCUGCAAAGGUCUGUACCGUGCCCUGUGCAUUCGGGAGGAAUACAUGGAAAAGUCUGUGCAGAGAUUCCCCAGGACCCCAUCUCAGUACCUGCGCACUAUUGAAGGCGAGGUCUGGAGGGCGAGUGACGCUGGUCCAGUGUUCACCCCACCAGUGAAGGAUGGACAGGAUCCCUUUGCAACCGAGGAUCUGGAGGAAGACCUGGGGUACCAUGUCCAGAUGAAGGAUGGAGUAGUUUACAUCUACAGUGACAAGGCAGCAGCUGAAAGAAACGAGCCGAAGGACCUUCCGUACCCUAGCCUUGAGCACUUUGUUGAUGACAUGAACUUCCUCUUGGCCCUGAUUGCACAGGGACCUGUUAAGACCUACGCUCACCGGCGCCUGAAGUUCCUCUCAUCCAAGUUCCAGGUGCAUGAGAUGCUGAAUGAGAUGGAUGAAAUGAAAGAGCUGAAGAACAACCCCCACCGGGACUUCUAUAACUGCCGGAAGGUAGACACACACAUCCAUGCUGCAGCCUGCAUGAACCAGAAGCACCUUCUGCGCUUCAUCAAGAAAUCGUAUCGUGUGGAUGCUGACCGGGUAGUUUAUGACGCCAAGGGCAAGCAUCUCACUCUGAAACAGCUUUUCCAGCAGCUCGGUCUGCACCCCUAUGACCUGACAGUGGAUUCUCUGGAUGUCCAUGCUGGGCGGCAGACAUUUCAGCGCUUUGACAAGUUCAAUGCCAAGUACAACCCCGUGGGUGCCAGCGAGCUGCGUGACCUCUAUCUGAAGACAGAGAAUGCUAUUAAUGGCGAGUACUUUGCUACCAUCAUCAAGGAGGUUGGCUCUGAUCUGGAGGAUGCCAAGUACCAGUAUGCAGAGCCUCGACUCUCAAUCUAUGGGCGCUCAGCUGAGGAGUGGUCCAAGCUGGCCAGCUGGUUCAACAAACAUCGUGUCUAUUCCCCCAACAUGAAGUGGAUGAUCCAGAUACCCAGGAUUUAUGAUGUGUUCAGGUCUAAGAACUUCCUCCCACACUUUGGGAAAAUGUUAGAAAAUAUCUUUGUUCCUGUGUUUGAGGCAACUGUCAAUCCUCAAGCCCACAAAGAGCUGAGUGUCUUUCUACGCCACAUCACUGGCUUUGACAGUGUGGAUGAUGAAUCCAAGCACAGUGGACACAUGUUCUCCACCAGAAGUCCAAAGCCGGAGCAGUGGACCUGUGAGAAGAACCCUUCCUACACCUACUAUGUGUACUAUAUGUAUGCCAACAUCCUGGUGCUUAACAACCUACGCAGGCAGCGUGGUAUGAACACCUUCCUUUUCCGACCACACUGUGGGGAAGCUGGGGCUGUCACACACCUGCUUGCAGCCUUCAUGACAGCAGAUAAUAUCUCCCAUGGCCUCAACCUCAAGAAGAGCCCAGUGUUGCAGUAUCUGUACUUCCUUGCCCAAAUUCCCAUCGCUAUGUCCCCGCUCAGCAAUAACAGCCUCUUUCUGGAGUAUGCAAAGAACCCAUUGCCUGACUUCCACCAGAAGGGUCUCAUGGUGUCCCUUUCUACCGACGACCCCAUGCAGUUCCACUACACCAAGGAGCCCCUGAUGGAGGAGUACGCCAUCGCUGCCCAGGUCUUCAAGCUUAGCACCUGCGACAUGUGCGAGAUCGCCAGGAACAGCGUCCUGCAGUGUGGGCUCUCCCACCAGGAAAAAGCCAGGUUCCUGGGAGAAAACUACCAGGAGGACGGGCCGCAGGGCAACGACAUCCGCAGGACCAACGUGGCCCAGAUCCGCAUGGCCUAUCGCUACGAGACCUGGUGCUACGAGCUCAACCUCAUCGCCGAGGGCCUGAGAAGCGACUAGGAGCGCGCGGGGCGGGGGGGCGCCUGCGGGGGCCGGCGGCGGCGGUGCUGCCCCGCCACCGGAGCCGCCGGCAGUAAAACCGCCUCCCCGAGCCGCCUCGU
This is a messenger RNA of Dromaius novaehollandiae (emu), 2491 nucleotides long. It is a transcript of the gene AMPD1, whose product is annotated as adenosine monophosphate deaminase 1. Gene Ontology annotation, biological process: IMP salvage; AMP metabolic process. Bases 198 to 2390 code for a protein of 730 amino acids. The transcript is spliced from 14 exons. Gene Ontology annotation, molecular function: AMP deaminase activity; DNA binding; site-specific DNA-methyltransferase (cytosine-N4-specific) activity. Gene Ontology annotation, cellular component: cytosol. NCBI's taxonomy places the organism in Eukaryota, Metazoa, Chordata, Aves, Casuariiformes, Dromaiidae. The record is from RefSeq and is a predicted model, not a curated record.